GGAGUCUUCAAAUUCAGUGGCCUUCGCAUUGCCAGGGACCACAUAGUCGCCGGAGCAGGGUGAUUCGUCGCCAAAUAUGAUAACGUUUCUUAAUCUGAGAGUUUGAGGAAUGAGAUGCAAUUUGAUUGUCAAAAUCUCAGUACAUAUUUUGUAUGUUUGGUGAAUAUCAUGGGCCUGCGAAUGAUGGAAUGAAAGAACUGUUACUUUCUGUUGCUGUAGACCAGGAUGGCAGUCUCGUUUCCUUCCUUAAGGAUGAGCGUUGGUCGAAUCCAGUCACGUUACGCUAGUCUUUGCGUUAACCCUGCUUUAUAGCAAUUACCAAAAUUGACUGCCCAAAUUUAUUUAUUCAAGUUCUGUUUGCUACUACACGCAUAGAAAGCCAAUGCAUGGUUCGAUUGGCAAUUCCUCCAAAACUCCCGAACCUCAACGCAAACUUCGUCUCCAAGAAGCACCAAUGUCUCUCUCUCCUGAACCUAUGCGUUUCCACCAAACAACUCUCUCAGAUUCAAGCUCAAUUACAAGUUUCUGGUCUUUCCCAGGAUCCUUUUUUACUGAGAAAGCUCGUUUAUUUUUAUGCUUUGUCUUCCUUCCAGAACUUGAACUAUGCACGAACACUUGUUCACAUCUCUCCCAACCCACCAUCCGUUGCUUGGAAUAUACUCAUUAGGGGCUAUGCUUCCAGCCAUUCCCCUAUUGAGUCCAUUUGGGUAUUCCAUGAAAUGCGGAGUCGAGGAAUUACACGCUCUAAGCUUACGUUUCCGUUCCUUUUCAAGUCUUGCGCUAUGGUUGCAGCACUAGGAGAAGGACGGCAGGUGCAGGCAGAAGUUGUCAAGUGUGGUUUGGAUUCUGAUGUUUAUGUACAAAAUACCUUGAUCAACUUCUAUGCUUGUUGCAAGAAAAUUUUGGACGCUGAACAAGUGUUUAAUGAAAUGUCUGAGAGAACUGUCGUUUCAUGGAAUUCGGUUAUAGAUGCUUGUGUUCAGAACCUUUGGUUCAAAGAUGGAAUUGGGUAUUUUGUGAAAAUGAGAGAUUGUGGGUUUGAACCAGACGAAACCACCAUGGUUGUCAUGCUUUCUGCUUGUGCUGAGUUAGGAAACUUGAGCCUUGGGCGAUGGGUACAUUCCCAAGUGAUAGUGAGAGGGAUGGUUCUCAAUUGUCAGUUAGGUACUGCUCUUGUUGACACGUAUGCAAAGUCUGGAGCAGUAGGUUAUGCUAAAUUUGUAUUUAGCAGAAUGGAAGAGAAAAAUGUGUGGACAUGGAGUGCAAUGAUUCUUGGACUAGCCUUACAUGGGUUUGCUGAGGAAGCUCUCACACUUUUCCCCAAAAUAAAUGACCAUCCAACCAUAACUCCAAAUUAUGUAACUUAUCUUGGGGUUCUAUGUGCUUGUAGUCAUGCUGGAAUGGUAAAUGAAGGGUACCAAUACUUUCAGGAUAUGGAAAAAGUUCACGGGGUCAAACCCAUGAUGAUACAUUAUGGAGCUAUGGUUGAUAUCUUGUGUCGUGCUGGCUAUCUCAUAGAAGCUUAUGACUUCAUACAGGGAAUGCCUAUCGUGCCAGAUGCAAUUGUAUGGCGAACCUUGCUAAGUGCAUGCACUAUUCAUGAUGUUAAUGACCAUACAGGGAUAGGGAAUAAGGUGAGGAAGAGGUUGCUUCAGUUGGAGCCUAGGAGGGGAGGGAAUUUUGUUAUUGUUGCAAACAUGUAUGCUGAAGUAGGGAUGUGGGAGAAUGCAGCAAAUGCUAGGAAGGCUAUGAAAGAUAAGGGGCUGAAGAAGAUGGCCGGAGAGAGUUGUGUUGAGUUAGGUGGGUCCAUGUAUAGUUUCUUCUCAGGUUAUGAUUCUCGACCAGAAUUGAUAUUUGUGUAUCUCUUACUAGAUGGACUGAAUCUGCAUUUGAAGAUGGUUAACUACUUGUAGUAGAUAUAACUUUUGAUGAAUGCAACAUUGAUUUUUAUCAAUUGUAUUUUUAAUUGGAAAUGGCCUACUUUAUUUCUUCUCUUCCAUCCCUUAGCUAGUUUGCUUUGAAAGUCCCAGUCUGUUUUUGUUGUGAAAUUGAUCUUGAAUUUUCUAAUAUAAUCAAUAAAAGGAAGUUUUGAAUCA
Messenger RNA from Prosopis cineraria, 2096 nucleotides. RefSeq names its product pentatricopeptide repeat-containing protein At2g36730-like. Gene Ontology annotation, molecular function: RNA binding; protein binding. Bases 387 to 1913 code for a protein of 508 amino acids. Gene Ontology annotation, biological process: RNA modification. The transcript has 2 exons. Lineage: Eukaryota; Viridiplantae; Streptophyta; Magnoliopsida; Fabales; Fabaceae. The record is from RefSeq and is a predicted model, not a curated record.